Messenger RNA from Acanthosepion pharaonis, 594 nucleotides. The record is from the annotation of a GenBank genome assembly. NCBI's taxonomy places the organism in Eukaryota, Metazoa, Mollusca, Cephalopoda, Sepiida, Sepiidae.
AUGAUCCAUAAGGAGUUGAUAACAAACAUCUAUCUAUCUAUCUAUCUAUCUAUCUAUCUAUCUAUCUAUCUCAUCUGUCAAUUAUCUAUCAGUCUGUCAAUUAUCUAUCUAUCUAUCUAUCUAUCUAUCUAUCAUCUAUCUAUCUCAUCUGUCAAUUAUCUAUCUCAGUCUGUCCAUCUAUCUAUCUAUCUAUCUCAUCUAUCAUCUAUCUAUCUAUCUAUCUAUCUAUCUAUCUAUCUAUCUCAGUCUGUCCAUUAUUAUCUAUCUAUCUAUCUAUCUAUCUAUCUAUCUAUCUAUCAUCUAUCUAUGUUCCUCAGCCUACCUGCACAACGCACACACGAACUUCUUUUCAUGUCAACAGCCACAUCGGCGGCCUCCAUUAUCAGUCGAGAUGAAUAUCUUUUUCGGAAAAUAUCGCCCUGUUCGAAACUAAUGUACAAUCGCAUCACUUUAACCGGCCCUGAGGAACCGUACGGUCCUUUCUUUCUUUCUUUCUUUCUUUCUUUCUUUCUUUCUUUCUUUCGUUUUCAUUCAUUUCUUUGUUACGCUUCGGCGAGCAACCUCUUUCGCAUUUUCCCGCGCCUGGGAAAUUAG